Messenger RNA from Sphaeroforma arctica JP610, 846 nucleotides. RefSeq lists its product as hypothetical. The transcript has 5 exons. NCBI's taxonomy places the organism in Eukaryota, Ichthyosporea, Ichthyophonida. The coding region runs from base 1 to 846 and encodes 281 amino acids. The record is from RefSeq and is a predicted model, not a curated record.
AUGCAUAACAGCCAACGCUAUAAUUGUUUACGCAGAUGCUCGAGAUGUGCCAGUGACAACAACGCUGCUGACACGACUGACAGUUCAAAUCAGGGGGCGCACGACGUACCAGACACGCCAGAGCUGACGGGCAUCUGGAAACAAGCAGAUAAGCAAACGGCUAAGGGGAGUGACAUACCAUGGUCUACGAAGACUUGGGAGAUUAUGAGCAUCAUCCAGACGACACCGCCUGAUGAGAAGAUUGUGGUGUUCUGCCUAUUCACCAUGUUCUUCAAGAAGGUCUUGAUUCCGAUUUUGGAGGACAAAAACAUCGGGUUCCAAACGUACAUCGGUAGCAUGACCGCGGAUCAGCGGACUGCCGCAUUGAAGGAAUUUCGAGACGCUGAAGGCAUUAAAGUUAUUCUGAUGUCCACAACAGCGGCUAAUGUAGGCCUAAACCUGCAGUACGCCUGUAAGGCUAUCAUUGUUGACCCGUGGUGGAACCCAGCGAUGGAAAUGCAGGCGGAAAAUCGUUUGUGGCGACUCAAACAGGAAAAGACUGUGACCGUGUAUCAGCUGCUCAUAGCGCAAAGCGUCGAACAAGUGGUCCAAACGACCAAAGAUCUGAAAAUCGGGUACAUCGAUAUGGCCUUUAGUGAUAAUAUUGAGAGUGUUUCGGCGUGUCAUUUUGGUGUCAGAGAAGCGGCAGAUAGUAUUCUAGGCAGCACGCUUGCGCCACGAUCACGUGCAGAUGACACUGAUCGCUCACAAUCAAGUGCAGUCCGUCCUGGUCCCGGAAUACGAUCACAGCCCAUUCCGGUAUGUCGGAACGCCAAGGAUUUAAUUCAAGUGCAUGCUGGGUGUUAA